This is a messenger RNA of Spinacia oleracea (spinach), 3349 nucleotides long. RefSeq lists its product as uncharacterized. Gene Ontology annotation, biological process: nuclear membrane organization. The transcript has 8 exons. Lineage: Eukaryota; Viridiplantae; Streptophyta; Magnoliopsida; Caryophyllales; Amaranthaceae. The record is from RefSeq and is a predicted model, not a curated record. Gene Ontology annotation, cellular component: nuclear inner membrane; endoplasmic reticulum; nuclear periphery. Gene Ontology annotation, molecular function: chromatin binding. The coding region runs from base 2689 to 3135 and encodes 148 amino acids.
GGUACGUGCCCUUAUUAUUUUUCGAUGUGUGCUCAUUUUGGCAUCUUGAUGACUUGGAUUGCAAGUAGUUAAAUUUCAAUAAGGGACUUCUAUUUUUAUUCUUGUUUUUCUAUAGGCUUUAAUAUUGGUUGGACCGAAUAAUGGAUUGCCUACUUAUCCGCCUUAAAUAGAUUUAAUUUGGAAUCAGGUCUUGCGUAGUUCUUAGCCUAGAAAAAGGUUUUUUAGAAUGCCGAUUUUAAACAAGUACGGUCGGAGGUGGAAACAUAUUAUUUGAAACGGUAGAAUAAGUGAAGUUUAUUAUUACUUUAAUCUGCUGCCUUGCCGUAAGCCAAAAAUUUGUUUUAUAUUUUUUUUGAGUACAUGUAUUUUUCGGUGGUACGUAUAUAUGAAUACGUGCUGUACCCCUUCAAGUGUUCGUUAUUUUUCCGUGCAUGUGCGGAUAAAAUGACGAGCACUUCUGGACAAAAUUUGGCGAGCAAAGAGAUUCAGCGCCCAGGCUGGGGCGCUAAAGAUUUCGGCGCCCAGCUAUGGGCGCUGAAAAUUAUUUCUGGGCGGAUCUUUUUUUUUUUGGUGCGCUAAAUGCUUCUUUUCCCUUUUUUAGACGAACUUUAAAGGCGCUUUGCAAAGUAUUUUUUUUUUAUUAUUUUUGUUAAGCGUUAAGUGUAGAAUAUACUUUUCAUUUGUCUUCUUUUUUUAUUCGUGACUCAAGACGGCUUGAAAGAUGGGUUGAAUGAGUUGUAUAGGUAUUAGGCAAGCACGAGGAUUACAUCAACCAAGGCCAAUGAAUAGCAUGGGGACGGCUCAAGGGUAUAUCACAGGAUGUAUUCAAACAAGUUAUAUGGUCAUUAUGCUAAUGGUGAUGUAAGAGCAGGUUUUGGAAAUAAUGGGUAUGACGUACGUGUCAAUGGCCGUACGUGGUUUGCAGUUGAUAACAAGUUCAAGAACAAGGGUCGAGGUAAUGGUUUCUUUGGGUUAUGGCAAUGAGAACAUGGAUGGGUUGAACAGGGGCCCCAGAGCGAAGGCGUCUAAGAACAUAAGGAUUGGAAAGGGUAGACAUCGUAGAAUUUUAUGAUUUGGGUUGGUUGACUCAAUUCUUUUCCAUCGUUUUACUUGGGUAAAUUUCGCACUUUGGGAUGUACGGGCUAAGUAUUUCAUGGCUCGCUCUUUUUGCUCUCCCUCUUCUCUUUCUUUUUUAAGUAUUUCAUGGCUCGCUCUUUUCUCUUUCUAUUUUUCUUCUUUUGCGUGGGAUUUCUCCCCAACAUAAAUACUUCAAAUUUUUUUUAACUUGGGAUAAAAGGUAGAUGGUUGUGGUUUUUGAGUCACGAGGCGAGACUGAGUGAGCCUCGUUUGGUAGGCCUAUAGUGGACCUUUAACUUUAAUAGGCCUAGGGUGGACCUUUUAAUUGUCUUACUUUGCAAGAGUAUUUAGUCGUUUCUUAAAAUGUGCAAAUAGGGUAGAUUCAAAAUGUUAUUUUUACCUUAUUGAAAUUUAACGAAAGAAUUACAUCGAAAAUAAUUUUUUUUUUUUCUUUUCAGACUCCAGUCUCUGGGAUUUAAUUGGAAGUUGUGAUUUAGACUCUAACUUUCAUUAAUUUUUCUGAUUAUAACCCGUGUAUGAAUACAAGGAUGUGGCCUAGACUCAAAAUAAUGGUGUGGCGUAAACCUAUAAUACUUGACCAAGCAACUCUCAGACUUAGGCUAAUUGGACCAUACACUAGAGGAAAAAUCGUCAUGUGCUUCCCAUCAAGUGCGGCUCAUUUAGUAAAUUGGCAGCACUUGAGAUCACUAAAAAAAAGAAAAAAUACAAUUUCACAAGUGCGGGCACAUUUUAGAAAAUUGGCAGCACUUGAGAUCAUUUAAAAAAAAGAAAAAAUACAAUUUCACAAAUGCGGGCUCAUUUUAGAAAAUUGGCAGCACUUGAGUUCAAGUGCGGGCUCAUUUACAAAUAAGCAGCACAAAAGAUUUCCUAAAAUCUCAGGUUUCCAUUUUUUUCGUUUCCCGCUUUCCUCCUUCCUCCUUCCCCUUCUCGUUCUCUGUUGCUGUUCACCCACCGUCGAACACACCCAACGACUUGUCGCGCCACCGCUGGUGUCCCCCAACCGACGAAGGCUUCCUCUUCUAGCCGCAUCAACGCUGUUCUUCAAUCUGAAAAAAUGGAAGCAGCUAAACCCCCAAAUUUGCUGUUCUUCAAUCUGAAAAAAUGGAAGCAGCUAAACCAGUGUGUGGAAAAGAGGCAUUGGAUCUUCUCAAUUGCGUGGUUGAUUCUAAUUACGAUCAGGAGAAAUGCCUUCAUCUUUUGCAAUCUCUUCGACAAUGUGUCCUUUCCAAGUGAGGAAGGCAAAAGCAGUGUGCCCAGUAGCUCUUAUUGACAUGCACAAUUUCAGUGUUGAUGCGAAAAUCAAGAUGAGUCUUGAUGCAACAGUCAUGGGAAAAACCAGCUGAGAUUAAGAAGAAGCCAACUGAGAGGAAACCAGCCUUGUCAUCUGUAGCAGGUUCUGAGUCGAAGCCAAAAAAGAGAAAUCUUAGCAAAGUGACGGAUCCUAACAUGUUGCAGGACUCAAACAUGUUGCUCUUUGAGUUCUGCUCUUUGUUUUAUGUCUCAGGACUCAAACAUGUUGCAGGUCUGAUCUUUGUAGCUUGCUGCUCGGACCAGCAGGUUCUGGUGAUUUAGUCUCCUGGAGUUCUACAGAUGCAGUGUUGCAGCAGCUGGUCUGGGUGCUCAGAUCCGAAGUGUGCUUUGUUCUGGUCAGCAGUAGAAGGUUGUUGGGUGCUGGUUAUGGUUUGUGACACACUGGAGGAUAAUGCUUUAAUGUCUGGGAGCAUGGGUGACAGAGAACCCUGGUUAGUUGCCUCAAGGCUCCGAGAUCAUAUCCUUACUCCCAAAGAACGAAGAGAUCCUCUUCUAUGGAAGAUGGUUGAAGAUAUGGUGGAAUCAGACUCUCGUUUAGACCGCUAUCCAAAGCUUGUGAAGGGUGAAUCAAAGGUGGUGUGGGAAUGGCAAGGGGAUGGUGACAUCUCUCGUUAUCGAGCAUCAAUGCGUACUCAGUAUCCCAAGGUUGAGAUAAUUGAGGGUAUGUUCAAGCAUGUGGCUAGAACUAAUCAAGAUCAUGGCAUGAUCAGGUAUUCAAUAAUCUGAGGGAGCGGCCCUUCACCUUUGAGGAGAUAGAUGAAGUUCGAGAAAUGUUGGCAAAAUUCAUUACCAAUGAUUGUCUUUGAUAUUUUCUUGUAAUGAAUCUUAAAUUAUGUAUGCUAGCUAGUUUUUCAUAUAAUUGUAAUGUAAUCGACUUUUAUAUUUACAAUUAUAUACUAUUUAAUUUAAUUAUCUAUAUAAUUGGAUACUUUUUAUAUGA